CUUUUUUUAAACACUACAGGUAUUCGUUACAGCACUGAUGUGAGUGUAGAUGAAGUGAAAGCUUUGGCUUCUCUGAUGACAUAUAAGUGCGCAGUGGUUGAUGUGCCAUUUGGGGGUGCCAAAGCUGGUGUUAAGAUCAACCCCAAGAACUAUUCCGAUAAUGAGUUGGAAAAGAUCACAAGGAGGUUCACCAUGGAAUUGGCAAAGAAGGGCUUUAUUGGUCCGGGCAUUGACGUGCCUGCCCCAGACAUGAGUACGGGUGAGCGAGAGAUGUCCUGGAUUGCGGACACCUAUGCUAGCACCAUCGGGCACUAUGAUAUUAAUGCCCAUGCCUGUGUCACUGGCAAGCCCAUCAGUCAAGGUGGGAUCCACGGACGGAUCUCUGCUACUGGCCGAGGAGUUUUCCAUGGAAUCGAAAACUUCAUCAAUGAAGCCUCUUACAUGAGCAUUUUAGGAAUGACACCAGGGUUUGGAGAUAAAACAUUUGUUGUUCAGGGAUUUGGUAAUGUGGGCCUGCACUCUAUGAGAUAUUUGCAUCGCUUUGGUGCUAAAUGCGUUGGUGUUGGUGAAUCUGAUGGGAGUAUAUGGAAUCCAGAUGGCAUUGACCCAAAGGAACUGGAAGACUUCAAAUUGCAACAUGGAUCAAUCCUGGGUUUCCCCAAGGCAAAGGUUUAUGAUGGGAGCAUCUUAGAGGCCGACUGUGACAUACUGAUCCCUGCUGCCAGUGAGAAGCAGCUGACCAAGUCCAAUGCACCCAGAAUCAAAGCCAAGAUCAUCGCUGAAGGUGCCAAUGGGCCAACAACUCCAGAAGCGGAUAAGAUUUUCCUGGAGCGGAACAUCAUGGUUAUUCCAGAUCUCUACCUGAAUGCCGGGGGAGUUACAGUGUCUUACUUUGAGUGGCUGAAGAACCUAAAUCAUGUCAGCUAUGGCCGUUUGACCUUCAAAUAUGAAAGGGAUUCUAACUACCACUUGCUCAUGUCGGUUCAGGAGAGUUUGGAAAGGAAAUUUGGGAAGCAUGGUGGAACUAUUCCUGUUGUGCCCACAUCAGAGUUCCAAGACAGGAUAUCGGGGGCGUCUGAGAAAGACAUCGUGCACUCUGGCUUAGCCUACACCAUGGAGCGCUCAGCCAGGCAAAUCAUGCGCACAGCCAUGAAAUAUAACCUGGGAUUGGACCUGAGAACAGCUGCCUACGUCAAUGCCAUUGAGAAAGUCUUCAAGGUGUACAAUGAAGCCGGUUUGACCUUCACAUAGAUGGAUUGCCGCUGACUCCUUUACUACCCUCUUCACCUCUUCAUCGUAGACCUAUCACAAGUUUACAUGUAACCACACAUCUUUCUCUCAUUGCUUAUUAGACCGUGGACAACAUUCUCAUAGGUUGAUUCAAAUGAGACCCUUAAGAAAAGAGAAAUUAAGGUUAGGGAAUCAUGUGCAAAACUAAAAGUAGAUGCCAGAGAGCCAUUUGGGUGUAUCAGCAAAAGAGCUCAAUUCUAUAGAUUACAAACAAAAAUAAAUGCUGUUUCUCUUUAUGCAUUUUAUUCUUUUAGAAUAAAACAAGUACAUGCUGCUGUAAUAAAAUUGCCUUUAAUCACUUACUAAGCCUAAUCUUGACUAAGCAGUGAAUGCCUAUAAACAUAAUGAAUGAAAAAGCUAGUAUUUUUAUAACAUAACACAGUAUCAUUUAUAGCUUAUCAAUAGUAUGUUGUCCAACAAAACAAAAAGCCCAAUGGAGAGCUAGUUAUCUUCUUUCCUAUCAUUGCAUAGCAAAUGAUGGCACCUAUUUCUGUUGUGUGAGACUGUCAGAAUUUAUUAACCACAUUGAUGACAUAUAGUCCAAAGAAUGUAGUAACCUCCUCAUGUUAAUUAAUUGCUCUUCUCUUUUCAAAGUCUAUUGUGUUGCCUGAUUGAACAAUAAUUCAAAUAGAGUGUCCCAGAAAAAAAACCACUUGGGCUCCCUCUUUGGAGUCUGGCUGGCAGCUCUGAGCAUUGCCAAUAAUAGCCCAACUCACCCUGACUUUGUAUCCCCUUCCAGGGGCCUCCCCUUCGGCACAGCUUCAACAGCGGCCUGGAGACAGCCUGGGGUUGGCGGUUGUGUUUUGCCAGGGCCUUUUGAAUAGUAGGGUCCCAAUGAAGUGCUAGAUAUUAUUUAUGUAAGAAUGAGCUUUUUCUUUUUUUAACAAUAAUAUCCUUUCAGAAAUUUCUAACUACUUUGUAACUGCAUGACUUAACCUGGUGAUAAAAGCAGUUAUUAAAAGUCUACCUUUUCCAAA
Myotis lucifugus (little brown bat) is the source of this 2267-nucleotide messenger RNA. RefSeq names its product glutamate dehydrogenase 1 (gene GLUD1). The record is from RefSeq and is a predicted model, not a curated record. Gene Ontology annotation, biological process: L-glutamate catabolic process. Gene Ontology annotation, cellular component: mitochondrion. The transcript is spliced from 12 exons. NCBI's taxonomy places the organism in Eukaryota, Metazoa, Chordata, Mammalia, Chiroptera, Vespertilionidae. Gene Ontology annotation, molecular function: L-glutamate dehydrogenase (NAD+) activity. The coding region runs from base 76 to 1251 and encodes 391 amino acids.